GUAAAGUGUUGGAAAGGUAGUAUACCGAAGGCAUGUAGGCCUUCGGUAAUUUCAGCUAUGGGUUAUGAAUUAGAAAUUUGGGUUUCUUUUCUCCAAAUUUCCCAAUUUCAGAAUUCCCUCGUCUCCCCUUCCCUCGUCUCCCCAAUUUUAGACUAUCUAGUUCAAUCCACUGCUAGUUUUUCACCUUUCUUCGUCUCUACUCGCUCCGAUUUCACUCGCCUCACUCGUUUCCCCUGCCGCGUCACCUUCCGCCGCGGCCUCGUCGUCUCCUCCUGCUUCAACUCCUCCAAGUCCCCUGGUGCCGGAGGGUUCAUCUCGCCGAACAACAGCGGCGAAGUCUCCUACGAAAUGCACCACGACUUCUCACCACAGCGCCGCCGCAGCGGCUCGCCGAUGUUCGUCACGCUGCCGGUGAAUUCCGUCAGCCGGGAGGGCGGCCGAGGCUUGAGGCCCAAGGAGAUAAUGUUCUCGCUCAAGGCGCUCGCCACGGCCGACGUCGAAGGUGUCGUGGUCGAGAUUUGGUGGGUCUUGGUUGAGAAGAACAAACCUAGGGUUUACGACUGGAUUCCGCUUCCUCUAUGGGUGCUUGAUGAGAUAAAGAAAGAUGUCGAGUUAGCAUAUUGUGACCGGUUUGGAAGAAGAAAUAUUGAAUACAUUUCCCUUGGAUGUGAUAUUCAAGUGUAUGCUGAUUUUAUGAGGGAUUUUAGGGACACUUUCAGGUCUUUGCUUGGUGUUAUCAUCACAGGUGUACAGAUUGGCAUGGGACUUGAUGGUGAACUAAGAUAUCCUUCCUUCUCUCCACAAGAGACGAAUUUGGCAUGGUCUCAAGAACUUGGAGAAAAGGAUGAGAUGGCUGAACCUUUGGCCUUUUGGCACGCAUCAGAACAUGUUCAUAUGUCAAAUGUUGUGACUGUAGGUAAAUUCCAAGGAGGUAGUGCAUUCAAUAUCAUUCCAGAUNCNGUCACUAUCGGUGGCACCUUCCGAGCUUUUUCAAAAGAAAGCUUCNAGCAAUUAAGACANCGAAUCGAGCAGGUUGUUAUUGCACAAGCUGCUAUGCAGAGGUGCAAUGCAAUAGUGAACUUCCUUCAGGAACAAAAUCCUUUCUUUCUCAUAACCAUAAACGAUGGUGACUUGCAUGAACAUUUUCGGAGUGUUGCAGGGAAUUUGCUUGGCGUGAAUAAAGUAAAUAACAUGCAACCAUUGAUGGGAGCUGAAGACUUUUCAUUCUAUCAAGAGGUCAUACCUGGCUACUUUUUCAUGGUUGGAAUGCAGAAUGCCUCACAUGAAAAACUUGAGCAGGUACACUCACCCUACUUCAAAGUCAAUGAAGAUGUUCUUCCUUAUAGAGCCGCACUUCAUGCCUCAUUAGCUGUUAGUUAUCUUCUGAAACAUCCACAGGACAUAGCCCCUGCAGAGGGGAAAUAUCGCGAUGAAUUGUAACAGAACUUAACUUUUUGUUGGAAAAAAAUGACUGUUAGUAGUCACUAAAAUAAUAACAAUAUAUAUUUUGUUUCUUGUAGCAAUGACAUUAUGAACUGGUUUGCAUUUAAAUUUUUAUUAAA
Vigna radiata var. radiata (mung bean) is the source of this 1562-nucleotide messenger RNA. RefSeq lists its product as uncharacterized. Gene Ontology annotation, cellular component: endoplasmic reticulum. Gene Ontology annotation, biological process: auxin metabolic process; polysaccharide catabolic process. The record is from RefSeq and is a predicted model, not a curated record. Bases 58 to 1440 code for a protein of 460 amino acids. Gene Ontology annotation, molecular function: beta-amylase activity; IAA-Ala conjugate hydrolase activity. NCBI's taxonomy places the organism in Eukaryota, Viridiplantae, Streptophyta, Magnoliopsida, Fabales, Fabaceae. The transcript is spliced from 5 exons.